Camelina sativa (false flax) is the source of this 1494-nucleotide messenger RNA. The record is from RefSeq and is a predicted model, not a curated record. NCBI's taxonomy places the organism in Eukaryota, Viridiplantae, Streptophyta, Magnoliopsida, Brassicales, Brassicaceae.
UUCGAGCCACUAACCGUAAAGCUCGGAUUCAAACUUUCCAAGCGCGUUAGUAACCAGAUUCUAUUACUAGUGAACUAAAUCCAAUUGUAACCUUAGAAAACCGAAUAAAUUUCAGUAAACCGAUCCAUAAACCAAAUUGGAAAAAAAUAAUUUCCCUGUUUAACAGGUGUUGAAAUAUUGCUGAACAAAAACGAAGCGAGCACCCUUUAAAAUGCCUUCAAUUUCUCUGGCGCCAUUGAUUUAGUCUUCUCUCUGUGACUACAAAGUACCCAUUCGUUGAAACCAUUUUCUUCCCAUUUUCGAUUUCUGUCAAAAUCCAACGACCUCCACAAUCUCCCAAAAACUCUUUCUUGAGUAAGUUUCUUGAUCUUAAAAAAAAACAAACCAUCUCAAAGAAUGGCACGACAUGAUCCUAAUCCAUUUGCUGAUGAAGAGAUCAAUCCUUUUGCGAAUAAUACAAGUGUACCUCCUGCGAGCAACUCUCAUCUCAAGCCACUUCCACCGGAACCUUAUGAUCGUGGUGCAACCAUUGAUAUCCCUUUGGAUUCUGGCAAUGAUCUUCGAGCUAAAGAGAUGGAACUUCAGGCUAAGGAGAACGAAUUGAAGCGGAAAGAGCAGGAGCUUAAAAGAAGAGAGGACGCAAUAGCGCGAACUGGGGUUGUCAUUGAAGAGAAGAAUUGGCCGGAGUUUUUCCCCAUAAUUCAUCAUGACAUUCCAAAUGAGACUCCAAUUCAUCUACAGAACCAAUACGUCGCAUUCACCACAUUGUUAGGUUUAGUAGGAUGCCUCUUGUGGAAUAUUGUGGCAGUAACUGUAGCUUGGAUCAACGGAGGAGGUCCCACUAUAUGGCUCCUCUCUAUCAUCUAUUUCAUUGCUGGGGUACCUGGAGCUUAUGUCUUAUGGUACCGUCCUCUUUACCGAGCUACCAGAACUGAUAGUGCCCUGAAGUUUGGAACCUUUUUCUUGUUUUACGUGUUUCACAUCGCGUUCUGCGGCUUUGCUGCAGUUGCUCCACCAGUCAUCUUCCAAGGAAAGUCCCUCACAGGUUUCUUGCCAGCAAUCGAGCUUCUAACUACUAAUGCUGCAGUAGGGAUAAUGUACUUCAUUGGUGCUGGGUUCUUCUGCAUCGAAACACUUCUCAAUAUCUGGGUCAUUCAGCAAGUAUAUGCAUACUUCCGAGGGAGUGGCAAAGCUGCAGAGAUGAAGCGUGAAGCUACAAAAUCGACCUUGAUGCGUGCACUAUGAAGCAAACACUCUUUACCAGAAGAUGUAUCAAUGGCGGCUUGAGGUUAAAAUCUUCAAUCAUCCACAAAACAUUUGACACAACCCUUUUCUCUGCAAAGUCUAGGCUGGCAACUGUUUUUUUUGUUUGAAUUACUUUGUAAAGACAAAUCGCUUACAUGGAGACCUCAAGCAAAAUUGUGUGGUUUAAUGUUGCCAAAACCAAUUUCUUCAUGAAUACUAGAGCAAGGUCCCUAUAGGGAUACAAAUCUU